AUGCUCCAGACCCCGACACCCGCCCUCCCAAACGCUGCCCUCGCUCGUUCUCCCCACAGCCUCUCGGGCCACCUGCUCUCUGCUCUUCGUCGUUUCCUCGCCGUCCGGGACAGCGAUGACCACCCGCAGCACCUUCCGAACCCAUUCUUAGACUCCGUGCGCAGCAUGCAUCCGUUUCCUUGGCCGGUUGACGUCAAAGCCUCCAUGGCUGCCUUCCAAGAAGUUCGCUCAAGGCCGUUGUAUCUACUAGUCCUCCAAGAAGCUGCCGGCAUCGGAGCCUUUGCGUCAGGUAUUCCAGAAAGCUGCCUUUCGUGA
This is a messenger RNA of Cyclocybe aegerita, 315 nucleotides long. The record is from the annotation of a GenBank genome assembly. Lineage: Eukaryota; Fungi; Basidiomycota; Agaricomycetes; Agaricales; Hemipholiotaceae.